UGGCCGAGGCCAGUGACGUAGCCGGUGUCGGUUAAGCAGCGCGAGCUGUCUCCAUUGGCCCCGCCCCCGGGACAUGCUGAGCUGAGCAGCCUGCUCUCCCUGUCACUGCGCACACCAUGCUGCGGGCUUGCAGGAAGGCCCGGGCGGCGGCCCUGGCUAAGGAAUGCCUUUGUGCCAAAACAUCUCUCAGACGCAUACGUCCAUCAAGAGCCUACUCCACCAGCGAAUCAUCUGGAUCAUCUGCUGUUAAAAUCAUUGCUGCCAGCCUCCUUUUCACAGGAGGUGGGAUUGGGGGCACAGUUCUUUAUGCCAGCUGGGAUCCCCGAUUUCGAGACAAUGUGGAAAAGUCUAUACCUUACUCGGAGAAACUUUUUGACUUUGCACUUGGACCUGCACAGAACACCUUGCCUGUUUCAAAGAGACCAGUAUCAUCUGGACCGUUAAAGCUUUCUUCUGUGACUGAAGCUAUGAAGGAAUCCAAUCAGCGGAAAGAGAAGGCCGCAGCUCCCUCCAGUGGCGACGCUGAAGCUUCAUCGCAUGUAGCCCAAAUACUGUCUGCCACCGGCGAAGCAGUCUCUGUACCAGCAGCAGUGGUGUAUGAGGAAGUAGUUAGCAAAGCUCCAGAAUCCACAGAUCAGAAGGCAGACCACCAUGCUGGAGAGCAUUGUAAGGAGUGCGAGCAUGAGGACUCUCACGCCUUGAAGGAACGGCCGGCAGAGGAAGUGGCCGCUCGGCUGGUGGAGCAAGAAAAAGAAGAAAAACACAGGAUUGAGUCUAUAGCAGCACUGCUAGAAGACUCCCUGAGCAGUACUGCCCGGGUGACCUUACAGGCCAUCAACACACAGGAGUCUGCAGUUCAGGCUAUCAAUUUCCAUGCUCAGAAACUGAAAGAGGCUAUGGACGACUCCCAGAUCCCGUCAGAAAACAAAUCCUUGCAGUGGCGUGAGCUGGAAGAUGCAUUAAAGGUGCGAAGCAAGGCUGUGGAUGAGGCCGCGGACUCCCUUCUAAAAGCAAAGGAGGAGCUGGAGCGGAUGAAGCGUGUGAUUGAUGACUCCAAGAAAAAUGCCAUCAGUGGAAGCAAAGCUCAUAUCACAGCUGCGGAGGAGAACCUGCAUCGCAUGAUCGUAGAUCUAGAUAAUGUUGUGAAAAAGGUGCAAGCCGCUCAGUCUGAAGCCAAGGUGGUAGCCCAGUACCAUGAACUGGUUGCAGUGGCAAGGGAGGAUUUCCAGAAGGAGCUGGACAGUAUUACUCCAGAAGUACAGUCAGGCUGGAAAGGAUUAAAAGUGUCUGAUUUAGCUGGCAAGCUGAGCAUGGACGACCUGAACUCUCUCAUCGCUCAUGCACACCGGCGCAUUGACCAGCUACACAAGCAGCUGGCAGAAUACAGAGUCCGCGAACAGCAGCACAUCGAGGCAGCCCUGGAGAAUCAGAAGCUGGAGGAUAAAAAAGCCCUAGAAACUGCAGUCACUAAGGCUCUAGAACACUACCGGUCUGAGAUUCAACUGGAGCAGGACAAGAAGGUUGAAGAGGUGCGGGACGUGAUGGAAGCAGAGAUGAGGACCCAGCUACGCAGACAGGCUGCUGCACACACUGACCAUCUGAGAGAUGUUCUCACAGUCCAGGAACAGGAGUUGAAAGCCGAGUUCAACCAUUCACUAUCUGAGAAGCUCUCAGAGCAAGAUAUGCAGUUCAGACGUCUCUCCCAGGAGCAGGUAGAUGCCUUCACAUUGGAUAUUAACACAGCCUAUGCACGUCUCAAAGGCAUUGAACAGGCUGUGGAAGGACAUGCAGCUGCUGAAGAAGAAGCUAGAAGAGCCCACCAUUUGUGGUUGUCCAUCGAAGCCCUAAAGUUUAGCCUGAAAACUGCCUCUGGUGACAGCCCAACUGAACCCCUGGAGAGUGCAGUUCAGGGAAUUAAAGCUAGCUGCUCCAAAAAUGAAUUUACCGAGGCUCUGACUACAGCCCUCCCAGAGGAGUCGCUACACCGCGGUGUGUACAGCGAGGAGGCGCUCAGAGCCCGUUUUUAUGCCGUCCGUAACCUAGCCCGCAGGGUAGCCCUCAUCGAUGAAACCAGAAACAGUCUGUACCAAUACUUUCUCUCCUACCUGCAAUCCUUUCUUAUUUUUGAACCGAAACAUCUGAAGCCCCCCAGCGAGCUGAGCUCUGAAGACCUAGAUACAUUCAAACUGCUUUCCUACGCCUCUUACUGCAUUGAACAUGGGGAUCUGGAGCUGGCCGCAAAGUUUGUAAACCAGCUGAAAGGAGAGUCGAGAAGAGUGGCCCACGAUUGGUUAACUGAAGCUCGAGUAACCUUGGAAACCAAACAGGUCAUAGAUAUCUUGUCUGCCUAUGCCAGCGCUGUGGGUCUAGGAACAACGCAAGUACAGUAACUUAGUGAGAAGGGAAAUUUAAGGAAAGGUGCAUCAGUGUUGAGAAUUUCCUUUCCCACCGUGCAAAAAUAAAUCUAAUUUAAGUUUAUAUUGUUUGGAGUCUGUAACCCAGUGAAAUCACAAUACAGUUUUGUUGCACUCCAUAAACGUGUUCCAGGCAGAGAUACUAUAUUUGUGAUGGUCAGCUUUUGACACGCUGGUUGUUGAGGAUAUUGGAUUCUGUGUUUGUCAGCCUGUCAAAUCCAGGCCAGAUGAGUUGAGACUCUUUUACACAUGCUUAAAAAACUAUAGUUAAAACUAGCUUGUAAGAACUGCCAAAACGUAUUUCUAAAAGAAGACUAAAGGCUGGUGAAGAAUAAUCCUCCAUAGCUAGUGUGUGAAACGUUAACUGUCACUGCACUAUAUAGUUUAAACUCCUUUAUCAAUACUGCAACCCCCAGCAAUGUCUCUCUACCCCCCAUCCCCUUAUAAUCUCAUAUUUUUAAGUUUUCAGGUUUUACUGAUCCAAGCUGAUAAAAAGAAAUCAUUUGUUGUCCUGAAUUCUACCCUGGAUCACAUGAAUAAACAGAAAUCAUAUCCUCUUGA
Molecule: messenger RNA, 2975 nt
Organism: Pelobates fuscus (common spadefoot toad)
Lineage: Eukaryota; Metazoa; Chordata; Amphibia; Anura; Pelobatidae
Gene: IMMT
Product: inner membrane mitochondrial protein
Exons: 15
Coding region: 117-2390 (757 amino acids)
Biological process (GO): cristae formation
Cellular component (GO): MICOS complex
Source: RefSeq, a predicted model, not a curated record